AUGUCAGUGGCAUGGCUGAGGGUGGACACGCAGACUAUCUUGACGAUAGCCCAUCACGUGAUCACGAAGAAUCACAGGAUCGGCGUGACGCACACCGAGCACAAGACCUGGUGUCUGCACAUACGCGACGUACGCGAGUCCGACCGGGGCGCGUACAUGUGUCAGAUAAAUACCGACCCGAUGAAGAGUCAGACCGGCUACUUGGAAGUUGUAGUCCCACCUGACAUUUUGGAUUAUAUGACAAGCACGGAUAUGGUGGUCAGAGAAGGCAGCAACGUUACAUUGAAAUGCGCUGCCAAAGGGUCUCCGGCGCCGAAUAUCACUUGGAGGCGAGAGGACGGAGAAACGAUACUUCAUAAUAAUAACGCAGACAUGAAAGUGGUGGAAGGGCCGACGUUCAAUAUUACUAAAAUAAACCGACUGCAGAUGGGUGCAUAUUUAUGCAUCGCAUCGAAUGGUGUGCCGCCUACAGUCAGUAAAAGGAUAAUGGUCACAGUACACUUUAGUCCAAUGAUAUCUAUCCAGAAUCAGUUGGUUGGGGCACAAGUGGGACAAAGAAUGACGCUCGAGUGCAAUUCAGAAGCCUUCCCGAACUCGAUCAAUUAUUGGACGAAGGAGAACAACGAGAUCAUAAAAAGCGGCGACAAGUACGAGCAGUCCCUGUCGGACAACACGUACAAAGUGCAUAUGAAGCUAACGAUAUUAUCGGUGGAAAUGUCCGAUUACGGAACGUACAAAUGCAUAUCAAAGAAUUCUCUCGGGGAAACUGAUGGCAGCAUUAAGCUGUACGGUAAGUACACGUUCGACCUUUAUAUUUGA
Molecule: messenger RNA, 819 nt
Organism: Ceratina calcarata
Lineage: Eukaryota; Metazoa; Arthropoda; Insecta; Hymenoptera; Apidae
Product: neurotrimin
Exons: 6
Coding region: 1-819 (272 amino acids)
Cellular component (GO): neuron projection
Source: RefSeq, a predicted model, not a curated record